CACUUUUGAGGCAAUGAAUGACUGAAUGAAUGCUUGCAUUGAAAAUACUUUUAAUGAUUCAAUCAUUGAAUGCAAGUCUCAAACAUUGUUUGCGUUGACAUUGUGUGUGAUAUUCAAUACAAUUGUCUUCAUUUGAUCCCUUCAUUCACCGGCAAUGGCUGACAGCGACGACGACAUUAUGAUCAUCGGUGGCCGACAGACGCCAAAGCCUUUGGUCAAGAAUGGCGUCAAAGAGCCGACGGAUGACGCGAAGAGCGAAGUGUCGGAAUCGCCGGAACUGAUCCGCAAACGCGACGUAAACGACACGCAAUCCACUGAAUCGCCCAUCAAUUUGCCGAAGAGUCGGGUGAAGCGUGUGAUCGACGACAGCGACGACGAAGACGUGUCGCGCAAACAGCAGAAGACGUCGUCCAACAGCUAUAGCCUCAAUGAGGACGCGAUCGGGAAAAUGGCUUUCGAGGAGAUGUGCGAAUCCACUAUAAGAGAGUUACAGCAGUUGUUCCCUGAGAUCGAUAUCUGCGAAAUACAGGACGCGCUCAUCCAAUCCGAUUGGUCCGUCUUUAACGCGUCCAUCAAAUUGGGUAAUCUCUACGACUGUCCCGAACCCGAGUCUAAGACCGCAGUGAAGGCCGAAGCCGUGAAAACGGAGCCAAAGAUCUGUACGAAUGACGAGAAGAUGAAAAGUCUGGAUAAUUACCGCAAAUGGAGACCAAAUAGCAAAGAGGAAGAGUCUUCGAGUUAUGCUUUUAAUUCAAUUAAAAACAACAAAAACAAGUUUUCGAAACGGAAUUUCGAUUUAAAUAAGGACUCGGAGUCGAGCGAAGACAGCGAUGGCGGAGAGAACUAUAACAAGUUCUCCGAAGGCGUGGUUUGUGUCGAUUCUAGCGAUGAGGACAACAGCGACGACGACGAGUCCAAAAACGUGAUUAAAGACAAGUCGUCGUCUAAAUCGAUGGCAUUCCGGACACAAGACCUGAAGGACAAAGUGAUUGAUUUCCUGCAGACGGCCAACUAUUUUGAGCUCCAAAUGGUUCCGAGCGUUAGCGGCAAGAAGAUUGAUCUGAUCACUAAUUUGCGUCCCUUCACCGACUGGUCCGACGCUGUCAUCAAAUUCACGAACGCCAACCUCUCGACUGAGAUUCUGGACAAGUGUUUUGAUGUCGUCAGAGCCCAAGAGGUGGUCCGACGGCUCAUGAACUCGUGUCAGGAGAUGACUAAAGACUUGAGCAAAACUGUCGAUAAGUUAACGGCUUUAGAACAGCCAAAGAUAAUAAACUCGGAGAUGAAGUUAUCUCACUAUCAGUUGAUUGGUCUCAAUUGGUUGGCAUUGAUGUAUAAAAAGGGCAUUAAUUGUAUUCUCGCCGAUGAGAUGGGUUUAGGGAAAACGAUUCAAGUGAUCGCCUUCUUUGCCUAUUUGAGGGAAAGGAAGUCAGUAAAGGGUCCGCAUCUGGUGAUAGUGCCCUCCUCUACGCUCGAGAACUGGAGCCGAGAGUUCCAGACGUGGUGUCCAGACAUCAAACUAUUACUCUAUUACGGCUCUCAAGACGAGAGGGCUUUGAUUCGGGAACAGAUCUCUCGCCACGACAUUGAAUUCGACGUAAUCCUCACCACAUAUAAUAUCGCGCAAACGCCCGGCGAUAAGAGUUUGUUCAAAAAGAGUAAAUUCAAGUACUGUGUGUUCGAUGAGGCCCACUAUCUCAAGAAUAUUAAGAGCACCCGAUAUAUGGCACUCAUGAACCUAAAGGCUAAACACCGACUAUUAUUGACGGGAACUCCACUUCAGAACAAUUUAGUGGAACUGAUGUCACUCUUGAUCUUCACAAUGCCUCACAUGUUCUCCGGAAAGACGGACCAAAUCAAGACUUUAUUCACUUAUACUAAUGUAUGUAAAGAUAACGCCCACAGGAUUUCAUAUAUUAAGGAACGCAUAGAACAGGCGAAGAAGAUUAUGAAACCAUUUGUCUUGAGACGUCUUAAGAGCGAAGUGCUGCAAGAAUUGCCCGCAAAGAUAGACCACAUCCUCACCGUUCCCAUGAAUGCAGACCAAGAGCUCAAAUACGCGGAUCUCAUUGAGAACUACACCCGAGAAAUCAAAUACAAGAAGAUUACGUUUGAAGACAGCGAUAGUGAGGAGAAGUUCAAGAGUGGGAACGGAAUGUUAAUGAAUUUGCGGAAAGUGGCGAACCAUCCGCUCCUCAUUCGACAACACUAUGACGACAAGAAAUUGAGAGAAAUGUCACAAUUAAUGCUAAAAGAAGAGACCCAUCGCGAGGCCAAUCCUCAGCUCAUCUUCGAGGACAUGCAAGUCAUGCAUGACUUCGAACUCUAUAAACUCUGCAAACAUUACAAGUCGUUGAGUAACUAUACUUUAGACGAGAGUUAUAUCGAGGAUUCGGGAAAAUUUCAAGAGUUGGACAGUUUGCUCGUCAAAUACAGAAAUGAAGGCAAACGAGUGCUUCUCUUCAGUCAAUUUACAAUGGUUUUGGAUAUUAUUGAAGAGUUUAUGAAAUUGCGAUUUUAUCAGUAUUUACGGCUCGACGGCAGCACUAAAGUUGCCGAUCGCUUGGAUUUGAUCGAUCAAUACAACAACAAUCCCGACCUCUUUAUCUUCUUGUUGUCCACACGAGCGGGUGGUCUGGGAAUCAAUUUGACGGCCGCCAGUGUUGUCAUCAUUCAUGACAUUGACUUCAAUCCAUAUAACGACAAACAGGCGGAGGACAGGUGUCAUCGUAUCGGUCAGACUAAGGAAGUGAUUGUCUAUCGGCUUAUAAGUCAAAACUCUAUUGAGGAGGGGAUGCUUAAGAUAGCAGAGGAAAAGCUCAAACUUGGAAGAGAUAUAUCGGAAUCAAAGCAAGAUACGAAGAAUGACAACGAGGAACAGAUGGAGAAAUCAGAUGUUAAGACUCUGCUUAGAGCUGCACUCAAAUUAUGAUUAUUACGGUAUAUAUCGAUAUUAUAUACCAAACUGUUGGGAAUAAUGGCCUCGAAAAAUAUUACGAACAGCACAGUUGUGUCACUCACUACUACUGUACCACUAAUUGUAGCCCACAUUCCCUAAUAAAUGAGACUUUUGUCAUAUUUUUAUUAAUAUUUUUAAUGAAACAAUUGAAAC
Medioppia subpectinata is the source of this 3112-nucleotide messenger RNA. Lineage: Eukaryota; Metazoa; Arthropoda; Arachnida; Sarcoptiformes; Oppiidae. The record is from the annotation of a GenBank genome assembly.